AUGGUUUCAAAUUUUCAUUCUAACCUUUCAAAAGACCUUUCUUUAAUAUUAUAUGAUGCUGAUGAUUAUAAUGUUAUUAUUCAAGUUGGUGAUAAUGAAAAUAUAAAAGAAUUUCAUGCACAUUCAGUAAUUUUACGUGCUCGUUCUUCAUAUUUUAAAGGAGCAUUUUCAAAAGGAUGGAUUACAAAUGAGAAUAGUAUGAUUGUAUUCAAAAAACCAAAUAUUACUCCGAUAAUUUUCGAUAUGAUUUUAACAUAUAUUUAUACAGGUGAACUUGACUUAACAGAUGAUCUAGAUGAAGAUAUUCUUGGACUUUUAGUCGCAACUGACGAGUUACUUCUUGAAGAAUUAUUUAAUUAUGUUCAAGAUUAUUUAAUUAGAGAACGAUCAAUUUGGAUUCAUGAAAAUUUGGUUCAAGUUCUUCAUACUGUAUUUAAACUUGUAAGAUGUGAGAAAUUAAGAGAUUAUUGUUUCGAAUUAAUUUGUUUAGACCCUAAACCAUUUAUUACUUCAAAGGAGUUUUUAUCACUUGAUAAAGAUAUUCUUUAUGAUUUACUUGAACGAAGUGAUUUACAAAUUGAAGAAAUUGACGCUUGGGAUUAUUUAAUUAAAUGGGGUAUUAAACAAACUCCAAGUUUAAAAAGUAAAAAUGGAGAUAUAAUUAAAUGGAAUAAUAAGAAUUAUGAAGAAUUAAAAGAAUUAAAGAAAACUUUGAAUGAAUUUAUUCCACUUAUACGAUUUACAAAAAUUCCACCAGCCGAUUAUUUUGAUAAAGUAAGACCUUAUAAGAUGAUCAUACCUUAUAAUAUUAAUGAUGAAAUAGAAGAAUUUUAUUAUAAAGGUAAAUUACCAAAAAUUACAUCAUUUUCACCUAGAAAAAGAAUCAUUUUAAAAGUUGAAUCAAAGAUUAUACAAUCAACCCAAUUUAAUAUAAUUAAUAAUUGGAUUAAUAGAAAAAAUAAUUCAAUUGUUAUACUUAAUAAAAAUGAUAUAUUAAAUAAUUUUAAACUUAUUUAUCGUAAAAGUAGGGAUGGUAUUAAAAUUAUUAGAAAUAUAUGUAGUGGUCAAGGAUCUAUAUUAAUUUUAAUUAAACUUAAACAUUCGGAAGAAAUAUUUGGUGGUUAUAAUUCUAUUGGAUGGCCAAAAUGUAUUAGUAGAAAUAAAUAUUUAUUUUCUACAGAAAGUUUUAUAUUUUUAUUUGAAGAUAAGAAUGAUACACAAAAUAUGGUCAUUAAUCGUGUAGCUGUACCAUCAUGUGCAAUUUAUGAUUGUCCUAUAGUAAUUACCUUUGGUGCCGGUGAUUUAGAAUUGGAUUAUGAGUAUUUAUCUAUAUCUCCUAGUGGUUAUUAUGGUUUAAUUGAUGGUAAUGCUAUUGAUGGUGGGGAUAUAAAAUUUGAAGUUGAUGAUAUUGAAAUCUUUAGAGUAAAUUAGAGAUAUUUUCGUUAGCGUGAAGUCGGGACGCAUUUUUUACGUAAU
Messenger RNA from Rhizophagus irregularis DAOM 181602=DAOM 197198, 1476 nucleotides. RefSeq lists its product as uncharacterized. The record is from RefSeq and is a predicted model, not a curated record. Lineage: Eukaryota; Fungi; Glomeromycota; Glomeromycetes; Glomerales; Glomeraceae.